This is a messenger RNA of Adineta ricciae, 336 nucleotides long. NCBI's taxonomy places the organism in Eukaryota, Metazoa, Rotifera, Eurotatoria, Adinetida, Adinetidae. The record is from the annotation of a GenBank genome assembly.
AUGCUAUGUUCAAGGUUUUUUAGAAAAGGUGCAAAACAAGGAAUUGUAGUUGCUGGUGGGCAUAGUAUGGGUAAUAAUUUCAAUCAAUUAGCUUAUCCCAAAGGAUUGAUUGUCGAUCAUUUGGGUAAUGUUUAUGUGGCUGAUCCUUCCAAUUAUCGAGUGAUGCGUUGGCUAAAUGGAUCUCAAGUGGGUAGUAUUAUUGUUGAACUACUUAGUUGUGUAGAAAACUCAGAUGGUAUGUGUCUUCUCGACGAUAUAUCAUUAGAUCGACAAGGAAAUCUAUACAUCGUCAACACUUUCAAUCAUACAGUACAAAAGUUUUAUAUUGAUGAUUGA